CUCCGGCUUUGUCCUCCCCGGAGCCCUCUGCCCGCGCCGUGGAGACCCCGGAGUCCCGGUGCCCGCGCCCCGCAGCCGCCCUGGCCCAGGACGGCUGGGAUCUCGGGCGGGGUCCGCCGAGCUGCGUCAAGGGAGGAGGACCCAGGCCUCGCGGCGCCUCCGUCAGUCCAGCCCCAGGGAGCUCAAGCACUGCAGGAGCUGAAGAUGAUGAGCUCUGUGGCCCCCUAUGAGCAGCUGGCCCGGCAGGUGGAGGCCUUGAAGGCCGAGAACAGUCACCUGAGGCAGGAGCUGCGGGACAACUCCAGCCACCUGUCCAAGCUGGAGACGGAGACGUGUGGCAUGAAGGAGGUCCUGAAGCAUUUGCAGGGCAAGCUGGAGCAGGAGGCCCGGGUGCUGGUGUCCUCGGGGCAGACUGAGGUGUUGGAGCAGCUGAAAGCCCUACAGAUGGACAUCACCAGCCUGUACAACCUCAAGUUCCAGCCCCCAGCCCUGGACCCUGAGCCCACUGCCCAGACCCCUGAGAAGAGUCCAGUGCACAGCUCUGGGCCUUCCAAGGACAGCUUUGGGGAGCUGAGUCGGGCCACCAUCCGGCUGCUGGAGGAACUGGACCGGGAGAGGUGUUUCCUGCUGAGCGAGAUUGAGAAAGAGGAGAAGGAGAAGCUCUGGUAUUACUCGCAGUUGCAGGGCUUGUCCAAGCGCCUGGACGAGCUCCCGCACGUAGAGACGCAGUUCUCGAUGCAGAUGGACCUGAUCCGCCAGCAGCUGGAGUUCGAGGCCCAGCACAUCCGCGCGCUGAUGGAGGAGCGCUUCGGCACCUCGGACGAGAUGGUGCAGCGCGCACAGAUCCGAGCCUCACGCCUGGAGCAGAUCGACAAGGAGCUGCUGUCGGCACAGGACCUGGUGCAGCAGACGGAGCCCCAGGCCCUUCUAGCCGUGAAGCCCAUGCAGGUGGAUGAAGACCCUGAGACUGAGGUUCCCACACACCCUGAGGAUGGCGCCCCUCAGCCCGGCAACAGCAAGGUGGAGGUGGUCUUCUGGCUGCUGUCCAUGCUGGCAACACGUGACCAGGAGGACACUGCUCGCACGCUGCUGGCUAUGUCCAGCUCCCCCGAGAGCUGCGUCGCCAUGCGCCGCUCGGGUUGCCUGCCGCUGCUGCUGCAGAUCCUGCAUGGCACGGAGGCGGGGUCCGGGGAUGGCCACGGGACUUCCGGGGCAGCAGGAGCCAAGGAUGCACGCAUGCGCGCCAAUGCAGCUUUGCACAACAUCGUCUUCUCGCAGCCAGACCAGGGCCUGGCACGCAAAGAGAUGCGUGUUCUGCACGUGUUGGAGCAGAUCCGGGCCUACUGCGAGACCUGCUGGGACUGGCUGCAGGCGCAGGACGGUGGGCCGGAGGGUGGAGGAUCAGGCGGCGCCCCGGUCCCCAUGGAGCCCCAGAUCUGCCAGGCCACCUGUGCUGUGAUGAAGCUGUCCUUCGACGAGGGGUACCGGCGGGCCAUGAAUGAGCUGGGCGGGCUGCAGGCCGUGGCGGAGUUACUGCAGGUGGACUACCAGAUGCACAAGAUGACCCGAGACCCCCUCACGCUGGCUCUGCGCCGCUACGCGGGCAUGACGCUCACCAACCUCACCUUCGGGGACGUUGCCAACAAGGCCACGCUGUGCGCACGCCGGGGCUGCAUGGAGGCCAUCGUGGCCCAGCUGGCCUCUGAGAGCGAGGAGCUCCACCAGGUGGUGUCCAGCAUCCUGCGGAACCUGUCCUGGCGGGCUGACAUCAACAGCAAGAAGGUGCUGCGGGAGGUCGGCAGCAUGACCGCCCUGAUGCAGUGUGUCCUGCGGGCCUCCAAGGAGUCCACCUUGAAAAGCGUGCUGAGCGCCCUGUGGAACCUCUCGGCGCACAGCACCGAGAACAAGGCGGCCAUCUGCCAGGUGGAGGGGGCCCUGGGCUUCCUGGUGAGCACGCUGACCUACAAGUGCCAGAGCAACUCGCUGGCCAUCAUCGAGAGCGGCGGCGGCAUCCUGCGCAAUGUGUCCAGCCUCAUCGCCACUCGCGAGGACUACAGGUGGCGCUGAAUAACGCUUGUGCUCACGGUGGCUCUAAAACUGGGAUGCCACCCAGAAAGUCAGCAUGGCCCCCACAAGGAUGAGGCCAAAUCUGUGAAGUGGCCCAUAUUUUUAUCCCUUACAUAGCGAAAAAACUGCCUUAAUAAUAAGAUAAAAGAGGGUCCUCCCUGGUGGUGCAAUGGCUUAAAGCGCAGCACUAGGAA
Condylura cristata (star-nosed mole) is the source of this 2261-nucleotide messenger RNA. RefSeq names its product adenomatosis polyposis coli 2 (gene APC2). Gene Ontology annotation, molecular function: beta-catenin binding; microtubule binding; gamma-catenin binding. The transcript has 15 exons. The record is from RefSeq and is a predicted model, not a curated record. Gene Ontology annotation, biological process: negative regulation of canonical Wnt signaling pathway; cell fate specification; positive regulation of protein catabolic process. Lineage: Eukaryota; Metazoa; Chordata; Mammalia; Eulipotyphla; Talpidae. Gene Ontology annotation, cellular component: cytoplasmic microtubule; beta-catenin destruction complex; catenin complex. Bases 205 to 2067 code for a protein of 620 amino acids.